Molecule: messenger RNA, 1034 nt
Organism: Spodoptera exigua (beet armyworm)
Lineage: Eukaryota; Metazoa; Arthropoda; Insecta; Lepidoptera; Noctuidae
Source: the annotation of a GenBank genome assembly
AAACAUCAAUCUGUGCAGAUAACAAGAUGGCGGGCGCAAAAUGUUGGUUUGUCUGUGUUGUGUUCGCGCUGUACCUGACCAGCGCCGCGCUGGGCUCGCAGGAGCUCAUGAUGAAGAUGACUAAGGGAUUCACGAAAGUCGUCGAUGACUGCAAAGCUGAGGUUAACGUCGGGGAGCACAUCAUGCAAGACAUGUACAACUACUGGCGCGAAGACUACCAGCUCAUUAACCGGGACUUGGGCUGCAUGAUCCUGUGCAUGGCGAAGAAGUUGGACCUCAUGGAAGACCAGAAGAUGCACCACGGGAAGACAGAAGAAUUCGCCAAGAGUCAUGGAGCUGAUGACGAGGUUGCCAAGAAGCUGGUGAGCAUAAUCCACGAAUGCGAGCAGCAGCACGCCGGCAUAGCGGACGAUUGCAUGAGGGUGUUGGAGAUAUCCAAAUGCUUCCGCACCAAGAUCCACGAGCUCAAAUGGGCACCCAACAUGGAGGUCAUUAUGGAAGAGGUGAUGACCGCCGUGUAGACACGAGGGAACCAGGAAACAAUGUCAUUUUAGGGGAAACUGCUGCAGUUGUUGGUGUGUCACGCGGGAAAAUGAUCUGCAGCGUUAGCAAAACUGAUGUACAUACUUGUAAUCGAGAAUGCUAUGGCAAACGAAACAAAUGUAUUUGUAGAUUUAUCAGUUUCAAUACAUUGUGUGGCGCGUGGGCAAUAGUGAAUCUAUACGUAUGAACAACAUUUGUUUUGUUUUAUUUAGCGUUAACGAUCAUAAGUUCUGCUAAACGAUAACUAAAGCUCGUAAUGGUUCUAAGAUUAUCUCUAGAUUGCAGGGUUAUAACUGGAAAGGGUUUCGUGUCAUUUCGUUUCAUGUCGCUGAUUGAUCAACACUUUCUAACACCUUUACACAAUUCGCUUCAAUCGUCGGAGUCAUUCUACUAGACCCAGAAGUGAAAUUGUUGUAUCAUUAUCCUGGCUCUUUGAUUCAGUGAAACUAUGUAGCUGUAUAAGUAUUAUUUAUUUCCUCUUUAGGUUCUUG